This is a messenger RNA of Macrobrachium nipponense, 552 nucleotides long. Its product is annotated as peptidyl-prolyl cis-trans isomerase-like. The transcript has a single exon. Lineage: Eukaryota; Metazoa; Arthropoda; Malacostraca; Decapoda; Palaemonidae. Bases 1 to 552 code for a protein of 183 amino acids. The record is from RefSeq and is a predicted model, not a curated record.
AUGUUUAUCCUACAGCUUUCAAUAAUUCUGUCUCUACUGCCAAGAUCACCCGAGGUCUUCUUGGACUUUGGCGUCGAUGGCGUGCGCCUAGGGCGCGUCUACAUCAGAAUCAGGGGGGAGCUCCGCCGGGCCCAGCACUUCCUGGCCCUGUGCACGGGGCUGCUGGGUCCCUCCUACAAGGGCUCCAGAUGCAACAAGGUGGAGAGCAAGGACAAACCCGGCGAGUGUCUGCGAGUGAGCCACUACGUCAGGACAGACGGGACGCUGGCUUCCAGAGGCCUCAUGGGAGGGCUGGAAUGGAGCGGGGAGCACAGCUCCGUGAAGAGGGAAGGGAUGGUCGUGUCCGCCUGCGGCGGGAGGAACGACUACGACGGCUGCUUCGACAUCUGCACGAGGGGGAAUCCCAACAAGAAGUUCUCGUGCCCCUUCGGGGAGGUCGUCGCCGGGUUGGAGGUCGUGAAGGAAGCGACUUGCUACGAGCCGAUUGGGGACCUGACCGUCAUGAAUACCGGGGUGGUUGUUCUGGAUAGGAAGUCACAGGAAGAUUAUUAA